Messenger RNA from Cadophora gregata, 2099 nucleotides. RefSeq lists its product as uncharacterized. Gene Ontology annotation, molecular function: monooxygenase activity; iron ion binding; heme binding. Bases 808 to 2037 code for a protein of 409 amino acids. NCBI's taxonomy places the organism in Eukaryota, Fungi, Ascomycota, Leotiomycetes, Helotiales, Ploettnerulaceae. The record is from RefSeq and is a predicted model, not a curated record. The transcript is spliced from 2 exons.
CUUUCUAUAUCAAAAAGCUUUUUCUUUUUUCGAAUGGCAAAAAGAAUCAAAAUUUCUACUACAGUUGUUUCGCAAAUCUUCUAGUCUAUAAAAAUCCUUCAAGCCUGCAAUAGUGUUAUACUUUUCUUUACGGCAGCAGGAAAUCCAAUUUCGACCCCGCCAUCACCCCACCUUUUGAAACUUUCUGUCCCCCUGUUACGAGACACUUCAUAUCAACGAGCUUCUAUCGCUCGAAUUUGUUCUCUGGAUAAAGAGGAAGAAAGCAACAGCUCGAGAAACAAUCGUUUGGUGGUCAUGUCGAUCAUCGGCAUUCCUGGAAUAGGACUUGCCGUCAUCUUCGUCCUCGCACUAUACAAAUUCGUUGUCUUCCCGGUCUUGCUGUCGCCGCUCUCCAAGAUCCCGUGUGCACAUUGGUCAGCUCCAAUUUCACCUUUUUGGAUCUUAUGGACACGGUUCAAUUGUCGAGAGAACCGAAAUGUUCAUGCUGCUCACCAGAAGUAUGGCCCUGUCAUCCGACUCGCACCGAAUGAGCUGAGUGUUAAUGAUCUCAAUGGGUUGAGAACGGUAUAUGCUGGAGGAUUUGAGAAGGGAGAAUGGUAUUCAAUCUUUGAUAACUAUGGGGUUCCAUGCAUGUUCAGUUCUUGGCAUUCAAAACCACAGCAAGUAGAUGUCCUCUUCUUCAACUCUCCAUGAUCUCGGAUCUUGAAUCCGAGCAUGUAACAGGGUCGAUGUCGUAAUGACUGAGAUCUUGAGCCUAUCAUGACGAUUCUAUAGCGCUGAUUAUCUUGUAGCUCAGCUAGAAAGCGCAUGAUGAGCAAUAUCUACUCCAAGUCGACAAUCCAUACAUCGCCCGCUGCAGCUGCACAAGCUAGGGUCAUUAUAUUUGACCGUCUUCUUCCCCUUCUUACCAUGGCAUCGUCAUCUCCCCGUUCCCCAAAAGGCAUCGAGAUCCACGAUAUCUGGAAUGCCACAACGAUGGAUUUCAUAGCCGCCUACCAAUUCGGGCUCAAGAAUGGGAGUGACUUUCUGAUCAACGAGACCUUCAGAAAGCACUGGCUCUCGCUGUACCAUACUCGCAAGACAUAUGUCUUCUGGUCACAAGAGCUUCCUCGUUUCAGCAGCUUUCUCCGGAAGUUGAAUAUCUACGUUAUCCCACGCUGGGUAGAUAAUAACAACAGAGAACUAGAGGCAUGGACCCGAGAGCGCUGUGACAAGACAUCGGCUUACCUCAGAGACGGCUCGGCAGCUAAAGACACCGAUCCGGCCAAUGAGCCCGUUGUCUUCAAAGCUGUCCUCGCCGGUAUGGAGAAAGAGCGCAAGACCAAAGGCGACGAAUCCAUACUCAGCCCAGACUUCCUCAAAUAUCCCGAGAAAAGUAUGGCAAGCGAGAUGAUUGAUCACAUCGCAGCUGGUCAUGAGACCUCUGGAAUUAUGCUCACUUACAUUUCUUGGUAUAUGUCUCAGGACGUCGGGUUGCAGGAUAAGCUUCGUGCCGAACUUCUUACUCUUUCCCCGAAUAUGAGCCUUUCAUCUUCGACACCAGCUAUUCCCAGUUCGAAGGCGCUCGAUAACCUACCACUUCUCCAUGCCAUCAUAAUGGAGACACUUCGAACCAAUGCCGCUAUUCCAGGAAACCAGCCACGCAUGACUCCAUAUUCCGGUUGCACUCUAGGAGAGUACGCUGUGCCCGGUGGCGUACGAAUUGGUGCUCAAGCAUACAGUGUGCAUAGACACGAGGAGGUGUAUCCCGAGCCAGAUAAAUGGGAUCAUAAGAGAUGGAUGGACGAUGAAAAUGGAUACACCGAGGAUCAGAGGAAGGAGAGGGACCGGUGGUUCUGGGCAUUCAGCAGCGGUGGGCGAAUGUGUGUGGGAAGUAACUUUGCCAUGCAUGAAAUAAAGUUGGUGAUUGCGGCAGUAUAUUCCAAUUUUAGGACUAGUAUUGUGAAUGAUGAGGGCAUUGAGCAGGAGGAUGGAUAUACUUGCAGCCCGAUGAGCAACAAGCUAUUCUUGAAGUUUGAGAGUGUUACAGAGAGUUGAAAGUGUACAUAGCAUUGAUUAGGGCAAUAAAUUUGGGGAAAAUUCCUCUGUAUAGUUCUAGG